Molecule: messenger RNA, 661 nt
Organism: Pistacia vera
Lineage: Eukaryota; Viridiplantae; Streptophyta; Magnoliopsida; Sapindales; Anacardiaceae
Product: 18.1 kDa class I heat shock protein-like
Exons: 1
Coding region: 36-509 (157 amino acids)
Biological process (GO): response to heat; protein folding; response to salt stress
Source: RefSeq, a predicted model, not a curated record
UAUAACACACAAACGAAAAACUUAGAAAUUAAACAAUGGCUCUAAGUCUUUUCGGUGGCCGCAGGAGCAACGUGUUCGACCCUUUCUCUCUUGACAUUUGGGAUCCUUUUGAAGGCUUCCCAUUCACCACCACGGUUGCUAAUGCACCCUCCUCUGCGCGCGACACAUCAGCCAUUGCCAACACCAUAAUUGACUGGAAGGAGACCCCGGAAGCUCACGUCUUCCAGGCUGAUCUUCCAGGGCUGAAGAAGGAGGAAGUGAAAGUCGAGGUUGAAGACGGAAGUGUUCUUCAGAUAAGUGGAGAGAGGAGCCGAGAGAACGAGGAGAAGAAUGAUAAGUGGCAUCGCUUUGAGAGGAGCAGUGGGAAGUUUAUGAGGAGGUUCAGGUUGCCGGAGAAUGCUAAGAUGGAUCAGAUCAAGGCUAAGAUGGAGAACGGCGUACUUACUGUGACUGUGCCGAAACAGGAAGAGAAGAAACCUGAGGUCAAGUCUAUUGAAAUCUCCAGCUAAACAGAAAGAAAAAAGAGUGCCUCUGGGCUUGAAUGGUGAUGAAAAUGUUUUGUGAAAUUUGUGUUCUGUUUAGUAUCUUGUUUCUGGUUCUUUUAUGUAAUGCGCUGGCAACCUAAGGGCUUCUGAAUGUAAAGUUUUGUUAUAAUGUAAUA